Oxyura jamaicensis (ruddy duck) is the source of this 579-nucleotide messenger RNA. Its product is annotated as olfactory receptor 14C36-like. NCBI's taxonomy places the organism in Eukaryota, Metazoa, Chordata, Aves, Anseriformes, Anatidae. The record is from RefSeq and is a predicted model, not a curated record. Gene Ontology annotation, biological process: G protein-coupled receptor signaling pathway. The coding region runs from base 1 to 579 and encodes 192 amino acids. The transcript has a single exon. Gene Ontology annotation, cellular component: membrane. Gene Ontology annotation, molecular function: olfactory receptor activity.
AUGGCCUACAACCGCUAUGUGGCCAUCUGCCAGCCCCUGCACUAUGGGACCCUCCUGGGCAGCAGAGCUUGUGCCCAGAUGGCAGCAGCUGCGUGGGGCAGUGGCUUUCUCCAUGCUGUGCUGCACAUUGCCAAUAUAUUUUCACUGCCUCUCUGCCGUGGCAAUGCUGUGGACCAGUUCUUCUGUGAAAUCCCCCAGAUCCUCAAACUAUCCCAGUCAGACUUCUACUUAAGGGAAGCUGUUAUGGUUUUAGUAACUGCUUUUCUAUUGUUAGGGUGCUUUAUUUUCAUUUUGCUGUCCUACGUGCAAAUCUUCAGGGCCGUGCUGAGGAUCCCCUCACAGCAGGGACAGCACAAAGCCUUUUCCAUGUGUCUCCCUCACCUGGCUGUUGUCUCCCUGUUUCUCAGCACUGUUUUGUUUGCCCACCUGAAGCCCCCCUCCAUCUCCUUGCCUUCCCUGGACCUGGUAGUUGAAGUUCUGUACUUGGUUGUUCCUCCAGCAAUGAAUCCUUUCAUCUACAGCAUGAGGAACAAAGAGCUCAAGGAUGCUGUGUGGAAACUGAUGACUGGGUGUGUUUAA